This is a messenger RNA of Daldinia caldariorum, 498 nucleotides long. RefSeq names its product marvel domain-containing protein. NCBI's taxonomy places the organism in Eukaryota, Fungi, Ascomycota, Sordariomycetes, Xylariales, Hypoxylaceae. The coding region runs from base 1 to 498 and encodes 165 amino acids. The record is from RefSeq and is a predicted model, not a curated record. Gene Ontology annotation, cellular component: plasma membrane; eisosome. Gene Ontology annotation, biological process: protein localization to plasma membrane; eisosome assembly. The transcript has 2 exons.
AUGGAGACUAUGAUCAAGUCGGUGCUACGCAUCGUGGAGCUCAUCCUCGUCCUGCUGAUCACCGCGCUCGUCGGCAAUGUUAUCGCAAGCAACAUUAGCGGCUCCGAAUCCGCCAUCAACUUUAUCAUGUUCGUAUGCGCGGUCUCCUGGUUGGCUAUCCUCUACGGGUUAAUUUCGCACUUCGUCGCCGCCAUCGCAAUCCCCAUCGUGGCCCUCGCUCUCGAUGGCCUUUCUGUUCUCUUCACCUUCAUCGGUGCUAUCGUCUUCUCCGCAAAGCUACAGGCAGUGAACUGUUCCAAUUUGGGGCGCAAACCUAGCGACUACAUCGCAUUCGGUUCCUACAAUAACGAAAAGCGCUGCCGUGAGAUCCAGGCUAGCACCGUGUUCUUAUGGUUCCUGUUCGCCUCACUGGCUACUAGCCUCUUCUUCGUCUUGAGAGAGCUCCGGCGCUCAGGUGGCUCCGUUCGCGGUCCUAAUAUGUCCCAGAUCGGCGUAUAG